CCGGUCGUCGUAGCUCGCAAGCUCUGCGCAUGUCCUAUAUUUACCUUAGUUCAUCCUGUCUGGUGUUGCUGUGCCUAUUGAACCUCCACAGACAUCCAUCCACGAUAGGGAAGAUGAAUCUCAGGCUCCAUUGUGUCAACGUAGCAUCCGACAGCUGUCCUAUUCGUGAGGUUGACCUCAAUUCGGCACGAGAUGUAGAAACGCCGCCAGUCUUGUUCCGUCAAAAUAUUGGAUAAUCUGAUAAUAUUGCUGAAUAGUGUAUAGAUGUACAGUGAAGAAUCCAUUAAGUUCAUCAAGAUCGUGAAGCAGACGCCAGCGAUUUUGGCAGUGUUCACAGAUUGUUAUCAGUGUGCGGAUGCAGGGGAGGUUACCAUAAAGUCCUGCAACAAGAGGAGCUAAACAUUAUUUCGUAGACAGUAAAUAGAUAAAAGUUUUCAAUCCGGUGCCUGUCACUGUCAAGUUCAGAAUCUGUGAAGUAUUGGAUCUUUAGUUAAAUCCACAAAUUACUAUUUAGUACUUCGAAAGUUGAAAUAGGUUUAAUUUUUUUAUGUGAAAUCCGACAGUAUAAAAGAGAAAAAAAAAGAAAAUCUUUGAGAGUGUAGUAAAUCAGUACCUUGUCAUUGGUACUGUAAGUGUAAUUCGAUUAGUGUUGAAUCAAGAUAAAGUGCAACACCUAAUUAAAUAUGCGGCGAGACGAGACCUAUCGACGAAUUACUCGUGAAAAGGUAGUAGUGAGGGGCAAUACCACUAUUCGGACGCUUGACUCUACCGUAUCCUUUCUGCCAAUAAUGGAGAACUCACAGCCUUCUACGUCCAGUUUUCAACACAUGGCCCGGAUGAUGGAUACGCUGAUAUUGGACAAUUUAGCCCCUUUCGCAUUCACCAAAAUUACCACCACUCAUCGUCCGUCAAGGAUCGCUGCAACGAACCUCGGACCGGCAAAUGUAUCGUCGAGCGGUUCCGGGUCAGGUGGAGUUCCUGGAAUGGGAGGAGGGGUCAAAAAAGCGACCAGUACAUCCAACGUGUCGACCAGCUGCGGUAGUAGUGGUGGUGGCAGUGGAAGCGGAGGAGGGGGAGGCAUCGGUAGCUCGUCGAUCCGUGUCAACCUGCAGAGGAAUAAACUUCCCACACAAGAUUUUCUACUUUCAGAGGUGCACCCGAAUCCGCGGCUUGCUGGUAUGGCUUCCAACGCAUCGUCUCCACCCACAGCAACCGAUUCACGCUGGAUAUCGUCAUUGCGCCGCCGGGACCCAGAGCUUCAACCAACGUUGCCUUCAAUCAACAAUUCUAACCACCAUAGUACCUCGUCCUUAACGCACCAGGCCAGUGUCGGAUAUGCGAGCUCAACAAAUACGCUAAGCGAGCGGCGCAGUAGCCGCAAUAGUGGCCAGAAGUCCUCCCUUCGAAAGAGCCGUUCGGUGGAACGCAUCAGAGCGAGAAAGUUGGCUACGUCGAAGAUAAAAGAACGCCCGAAAAAGUCUUCGUCCGAGGAGGGUGGCGGAUCAGAUGACCAGGAGGUUACCUCCGUGGAGGAGAAUUCUCCCCAACAACAGCACUCGCCAGUGAAGCGGAUUGAGAAACCGAAAAUCUUCAGUUCCCUCGGAUACGAACCUCAUUUGAUAGACACGUUAGAGAAAGACAUGCUUCAAAAGAAUCCCAACGUACAGUGGAACGAUGUCGCCGGAUUAAACGAAGCAAAAUCCAUACUACAGGAGGCGGUCGUUCUUCCGGUUAUUCUGCCCGAUUUUUUCCGUGGUAUUCGACGUCCCUGGAAAGGUGUUCUGAUGGUUGGUCCUCCCGGUACCGGUAAAACGAUGUUGGCAAAGGCGGUCGCCACAGAAUGCGGCACCACAUUCUUCAACGUCUCAUCAAGCACAUUAACUUCCAAAUAUCGCGGAGAAAGUGAGAAACUUGUGCGGUUGCUUUUCGAAAUGGCACGAUUCUAUGCACCCAGUACGAUUUUCAUCGACGAAAUUGAUUCGUUGUGCGCAUGUAGGGGAAGUGACUCCGAACACGAGGCCAGUCGACGUUUUAAAGCGGAAUUACUGAUUCAAAUGGAUGGUUUGAAUGCUUCUUGUGAUGAAAAAAUCAUCAUGGUACUAGCGGCAACAAAUCACCCAUGGGAUAUAGACGAAGCCUUCAGAAGACGGUUUGAAAAACGAGUCUACAUCGGUCUUCCGAACGAUAAUACUAGGAAAGCACUAACGGAACUCUGUCUGAAAGGAGUGAAUGUGUCAACGGAUUUGGAUAUGGAGGGAAUAGCGGAACAACUGCGGGGUUAUACCGGUUCGGACAUUGCAAAUGUUUGUCGGGACGCUGCUAUGAUGGCAAUGAGACGACACAUCAACGGCUUGAGUCCAUCGGAAAUAAAAAUGAUACGUCGUGAAGAGGUCGAUCUUCCGGUUUCGGCACAGGACUUCCAGGAUGCAAUGGUGAAAACUCGUAAAUCGGUUUCUGCCAAUGAUGUGGUUCGUUAUGAAACCUGGAUGGAUGAGUACGGAUCGUGCUAGUGCUAUAUAUAAGCUCAACGGGAGUUCUGCAUACCCCUUUGAAUGCGGUAUGGAUCCCUAAUCGCUCUCUUUAUAUAUAUAUAUAUACAUCUCCUAAUUCUCAACUCAUCCAUCUCAAGCGAAGAUAUUGAUCAAUACCACUGUGUUCAUUUGCAAUGCUCGAAAUAGCCAGAAAUGUUUAGUUUAGUUUAUUUUCAUUUACUCUCGACCUUAGAUCGAAUGUAAUGCUGUGUUAUCAAUACCGUUUACAAAAAUACAUGUUACCUUCAAUUAGAAUUUAAAGUACCUAUGUUAUGAUAUGAUUCUCGUAUGACUUAUGCAUUAAAUUAUUUGUAUGUCAUGAAAAAGUCUAUCUUCAUUGUUGCUAAUAAAGAAAUC
Messenger RNA from Malaya genurostris, 2888 nucleotides. It is a transcript of the gene kat-60L1, whose product is annotated as katanin p60 ATPase-containing subunit A-like 1. The transcript is spliced from 5 exons. The record is from RefSeq and is a predicted model, not a curated record. The coding region runs from base 684 to 2510 and encodes 608 amino acids. Gene Ontology annotation, molecular function: microtubule severing ATPase activity; ATP binding; ATP hydrolysis activity. Gene Ontology annotation, cellular component: microtubule cytoskeleton. Gene Ontology annotation, biological process: microtubule severing. NCBI's taxonomy places the organism in Eukaryota, Metazoa, Arthropoda, Insecta, Diptera, Culicidae.